This is a messenger RNA of Arctia plantaginis, 1179 nucleotides long. The record is from the annotation of a GenBank genome assembly. Lineage: Eukaryota; Metazoa; Arthropoda; Insecta; Lepidoptera; Erebidae.
AUGAAUAACUUCCAGAAAGAGUUUUUAAUGAAUAUGUUUUUGGACAGUGACAAUGAUUGCAACAUGAAUAGAUUAGUUGUAGCUGUAGCAAAUAUUGUAAACGAAAAUUGUGAAAAUAUGAUCAAUUUGAGUAAUGUACAACAAGAAGCUGCACAGUCCUCUUUAACAGAUUUUCGUCAAUAUUUUGGGGCUCUGCCUCUGCCUCGUCGUGUUAAUGGAUUCUAUGAACAGGCAAUCCUCAAUUUCACAGAAGAAGAUUACAUUGGAAAAUUUAAAAUGAAGAAGACUACUGUCCAGGCAUUAAUCAAAUUCCUAAAGAAUCAUGUGAGUCCUGGCAACAUUCCUCUUGAGAAAAAAGUUCAUAUAUUUCUGUAUGUGCUUGUCAGUGAUAGUUCCUGUAAUGAAAUUGCCAAACUGUUUGGUAUACAUAGGUCUUCAGUAAGUUAUAUUUUUCAAGAAAUAGCCACCCACCUAAAUGAAAACAUAUAUCAAUUUAUCAGCUGGCCUUCAAAAGAGGAACAGCAUGUCACAAGGAUAAAGGUGAAUAGUCGGUUUAAGUUUCCAAACUGCGUUGGCUUCAUUGAUGCUUGUCGAUUUAAAGUUGGUUCAAAGAGAAACAAAAGAGAUAAACCAGAUAUUGUUCUCUUACAAGCAGUCUGUGAUGAAACAUUGAUGUUUAUAGAUAUUUAUAUUAGUCCAAUUGGGCGAACCAAGAAAAACAAAGUAUUCAAAGACAGUCAAUUGGUGAAUGAGUUAAAGAAAUUUGUCGAAUUUGAGAAUCAUAUCAUAGGAGACUCUGAAUACAGAUUACGAAAAAAUCUUAUUACGCCUUUUACAAGUGAAGAGUUACUUACAAGUGAAGAGAUGAAGUUUAAUGAGAUCCAUUGGAGAACUCGCAGCUACAUUGUCCAUGCUUUUGAACUGAUGAAAGAAAAAUUUAGAAAGUUAAAUCACAUUGAUAUUGUAAAACCUGAAUCAGUUCACCUUCUGAUAUCUGUUGCAUGUAUUCUUCACAAUUUUAUUUUGAUGCAUGAAGGAUAUUCUGAAGUAAAGGAGGAAAUGGUUUCGUAUGAUGAUGGUGUUACAAUCAAUACUAGUAUAGUACAAACUGCUGAAGAGAAACGUCAAUUCUUAUGUAAUUAUAUAAAUUUUAUUGAAACAGAAGAUGUGAUAAGUUAA